AUGAUAUAUUACGCAAUGAUAGGAAUACCUUUAACCCUUCUGUACCUGUCGAGCGUCGGUUCCAUACUCAGCAGAGUGGCUAGAGGAGUCUUCUCAAGGGCUCUGUGCUGCUGUCUUUGCUCGAAUUGUGGAUACUGUUGCUACGAUGAGAAGAGGAUGGCUGAAAAGGAGAGAAAGAUGAAGAGGAAGAGGCAACAGUUGGAGUUACAGCAGCAGAUGGGCUUGCAGGAGCCGUUUUAUGUUAGGAGUAACUCAAAUUUUGGGAACAACAUCCACAGUCCAAAUAAGGACGGGGUAGUCAAAGAGAUAGAUUCGUUGAGUAAUGAUAACGAGUCCAAAACCUCAAUGCAUGGGUGGUCAAUAUUAGCUCCAAUAUUACUAUGUCUGAUAAUGAUGUUUAUAUAUAUUUGUAUCGGAACUUUCGUCCUCUACAAGCUGGAGAAUUGGUCUUUACUGGAUGGUUUUUACUUCUGCUUCAUGAGCCUCACCACCAUAGGUUUUGGUGACAUGAUUUCCGGAAAUGAACCUUUCCUGAUGAACGAAUCAAACACAACCAUCUGGUUCUGCUCCAUCUACAUUAUGUCCGGUAUGGCUCUAACAGCAAUGUGCUUCAACGUAGUGCACGACGAAAUCGUGCACAGACUAAGGCACCAAGACAAAAUCACCACCAAAAAAACAUCCCAAAACUUCCCAGACGAUAUAAACGACCCAAACUUGACGGAAGAAACCCUACUGAGCACCGGAACCCCGACUUCCUUAAUCGACAUGAACCACGAAAUAGUGUCGAUCAACACCAAAAUACCGGAAGUGAUCGAAAACACGAUAAUCACGGGCGUGUACACUCUCCCGGAAGAACCCGAAAACGAAGAGAACGCCGAGGAGAACACCGCGAUGUAA
Molecule: messenger RNA, 897 nt
Organism: Brassicogethes aeneus
Lineage: Eukaryota; Metazoa; Arthropoda; Insecta; Coleoptera; Nitidulidae
Source: the annotation of a GenBank genome assembly